Messenger RNA from Syzygium oleosum, 3498 nucleotides. Its product is annotated as myrosinase-binding protein 2-like. Lineage: Eukaryota; Viridiplantae; Streptophyta; Magnoliopsida; Myrtales; Myrtaceae. The record is from RefSeq and is a predicted model, not a curated record. Bases 301 to 3342 code for a protein of 1013 amino acids. Gene Ontology annotation, molecular function: ADP binding; carbohydrate binding. Gene Ontology annotation, biological process: signal transduction. The transcript has 6 exons.
GCAGACAUCGUUGAAUGGUCUUGUUUGACGAUUCAAACCCACGAGCGAGAAAGUUCUCUCCUGCUCUUUGAACAAAUGAAGUCUCUCCCACGCCAGCUGGUCCCGGCACUCCAUAGAAGACGCAGAGCGUGUGUACCAGUGGCGAAGCUUUGAACUUUCGUUCCCUUCUCGCUCACCACUUGCGCCUUCUCUCUCCCUCUCUCUCUCUCUCUCUCUCUCUCUCUCUCGUUUGUGCGCUCCGCCUGCGAGGAAAAGUUUCGAGCUUCUUCUUGGUCUCUCGCUCAAUCGCGGAUUAUCCUCAUGGGGAUCGAAGAGAUGGAGGGACUCGUUCCAUCUUCUUCCGCUUCGGUUCAUCGGUGGAAGUACGACGUGUUCGUGAGCUUCAGGGGCGGGGACAUCAGGAAGAAUUUCGCGGCCCACCUCUUCCGCGCGCUGAAGCAGGCGGGGAUCUACUACUUCGGGGACAAUGAUAAAGAGGAGACCGGGAUUCUCAUUGAGGCCAAGCUGCUCGACGCGAUUCGCCAUUCUAGGGUUUCUCUCGUCGUGUUCACCACCAACUACGCCGACUCGCGGUGGUGCUUGAACGAGCUGGUGGAGAUCCUGGAGUGCAACAGGAGGUUCAGAGAUCAUCAGGGUCACGUGGUUCUGCCCAUUUUCUACGAUGUUGAGCCACGCGACGUUCGGACACAGAGCGGGCGAUUCGGGGAUGGUUUCGGAAGGUGUUUGGCCACCCACACGGACGAUUUGCUGGUGCAGAAGUGGAGGGAUUCGCUAAAAGAAGCUGGGAAUUUGUCAGGAUGGCAUUUGAAUAAUGAUGCUAAUGGGGAUCAAUCGGACUUCAUUGAGAAAAUUGUAGGACAUCUCUUGAAGAUUAUUCCCAGAACAAGCUCCCCUGAUGCUAUUGGGGUAGAUUCCUUUGUAGAUGAUGUCAUAUCGUUGCUGGAGAUUGAGUCAGAGGAUGAUGUCCGUGUGGUUGGAAUAUGGGGAAUGAAAGGAAUUGGUAAGACAACGGUGGCCAAAGCCGUCUGCCAUCGCAUUUCUAGGGAAUUUGACGGGGUUAGCUUUCUCGAAAAUGUCGGAGUUGCAAACCAAGAUACUCUUUUACUUCUUCAGAAGAGACUUCUCCAAGAUGCUCUGAAGGUACAAGGUCUAGAAAUGUAUGAUCUUAACAGCAACAUCAACGAGAUAAAAACUAAGCUCUGUCGGAAAAGGAUCCUUCUAGUUCUCGAUAACAUCACUGAGAAGCACCAAAUUGAGUAUUUUGGCGCUGGAGAUCGAGAAUGUUUCCAAUAUGGGAGUAGAAUCUUGAUAACUACAAGAGAACAGUGGCUUCUGAAAGAUCUCAAAGUGGAUGAUGAGUACAUGCUCCCUGGACUGGGUUCUAAAGAAUCACUCCAACUCAUGAGUCGCCAUGCCUUCGGCGAAGACCAACCUAAAGAAGGGCAUGAAGAGUUGUUCAAGAGUCUUGUCCACUAUGCAGGUGGUCUGCCACUGUUUCUUAAGAGAUUUGGUUCCUUUCUUUCUAGUAGGAAAAAUCAGUGGCAUGAGAUAUUGGAGAAGUUGGUAAGGUAUCCUCAUCUUGAUUCAAUUGGAAUAACUUUAGAUCCAUUCUCCUCUCUUCGCCCCUCUGUAGGGCCAUUUGGAGGCCAUGGUGGACAUUCUUUUGACGAUCAAACAUACAGUGACAUAAGAAGAAUAAGGCUCGUCAUAGGAACAGCGAUCGAGUCCAUUACUGUUGACUAUGUUCAGAAUGGGUGUAUGGUGCGCUCGCCAAGACAUGGUGGAUCUUUGGGAGAUCGCACAUGGGAUGUACAUAUAGAUUAUCCAAUUGAAUACUUGACUUCGGUGUCAGGCUACAUUAGAGAAGAUUCUCUUCAUGUCAUCAACUCUCUUACCUUCCACAGCAAUAUGAGGGCACAUGGGCCAAUUGGCGAUGAGAAAGGGAAGUUUUUCAGUUUUCCACAAGUUGAUGGAAAGAUCAUUGGUUUUCAUGGAAGGUGUGGCCCUUUUCUGGAUUCCAUUGGAGCUCAUUUUGGUCCUGUCUCUCAUCCGUAUCCCUUCGAAGUCAUAGGGCCAUUUGGAAAUGGGGAAAACCGCUGGGAUGAUGGCAAGCAUGUAGAUGUCAGACAAAUUGUUGUAGUCUCUGGUUCUGCAAUUGAAUCUAUUAGUUUUACCUAUGAGGAGGGUCGUUCUUUCAGACACGGAACAAGUCAUGGCGGCAAAAGAAACACGAUAAAUCUGGACUGGCUGACUGAAUUUCUAAUUUCGGUUUCGGGAUAUAUUGUGAAUGACUUUGGUUCUACUAUCAUCCAUUCACUCACAUUCCAAAGUAAUAAACGAACAUAUGGACCAUUCGGCACUGAAACCGGAAGGAAGUUUUCAUUUCCAGCAACUGGUGGAAAGAUCAUUGGAUUUUAUGGGAGCUCUGGUUCCCAUCUUGAAUCUCUUGGAGCAUAUUUGGAACCUAUCUCUCAUCUACAUCCGAUCAGGUGUCUUGGACCAUUUGGAGGCCAAGGUGGACACUCUUGGGAUGAUGGUAAAUUCAAUGGUGUAAAGAAAAUAAAGAUAAUGUUAGAAGAUGAUGUCAACUGCAUCUCCUUUGAGUAUGACGAUAAUGGCGAAUCUAUUUGGUCGUCUGCACAUGGUCACGAAAACGGAAAUAUCCAUAUGGUUAACUUGGACUACCCUCGUGAGUUCUUGACCUCCGUGUCAGGUUUUAUCAGACACGAUAAUUCUGUUAUUCAAUCACUCACGUUUGAAAGCAAUAUAAGAAGGCAUGGACCCUUUGGUAAGGAGGAAGGAAGCUCCUUUAGCUGUGCAUUGACAUGCAGCAAGCUUAUUGGCUUUCACGGAAGGUCUGGCGUCCAGCUUGAUGCACUAGGAGUCUACUCUGAACCAAUUUCUGAUCUUCGUUUCUUGAAAUCCAUUGGGCCAUUUGGAGGACAAGGUGGCGGUCCUUGGGACGAUGGAGAUAGCACGGGUGUGAGAAAAAUAAUUGUAAAAGCUGGAUUAGUUAUUGACUCCAUUACUGUUGAGUACGACAAGAAUGGGUCUGUGGCUCAGGGCCCUAAACAUGGUGGAGACGGAGGAUCUCUAACACCCGAGAUUAAACUUGAUUAUCCUCGAGAGUACUUGACUUCAUUUUCUGGUCACUUUGGAUCUUUAUGCGGGCAUAUUGUUGUCCACUCCCUCACAUUUCAGAGCAACGAAAGAACUUAUGGGCCAAUUGGUCGGGAGAUCGGGAACUACUUUUAUUUUCCAUCAAUCGGUAAAAAGAUUGUUGGGUUUCAUGGGAGGUCUGGACUAUGGCUUGAUUCACUUGGAGCACAUUUUGAGCCUUGACAUGCUAAGCACUACCUUUAUGUGUGCCAUGCAGUCAAUGUUUGAGUUUAUGUAUAAUAUCUAUCAUCACGGACAUUCUCUAGAGUUUUGAAUAGGUUUGUUUGAUGUAUCCUUGUUAAAGCAUUUAAUAUAGUGAAUCAAAUCUUCAUCAACUAA